Diabrotica balteata is the source of this 558-nucleotide messenger RNA. The record is from the annotation of a GenBank genome assembly. NCBI's taxonomy places the organism in Eukaryota, Metazoa, Arthropoda, Insecta, Coleoptera, Chrysomelidae.
AUGAUAGAUAUAGAACAGAAAAUAGAGUUGCAUAAAUAUAACUUAGAAGUCAAAAUGAACGAAGACAGGAGAAAAACAGAAGAAAAAUUGGACGAUAUGCAACAAAAUAUCCAAAUAAAUAUUAAUCAAAUAAGAAAUGUGAAACAGAGAAUAGAUGAUAUUUCACAAUUGAGAGACAUAGAGAGACCUUACUUAAAUUUAACAAAUGACACUGGGAUUAAAUUCUAUUGGAAUAUCAAAAAUUUGCACCCUAGAGUAUACAUAAAUAGUUUAAAACAUAAAUUAAGAUUAGUGAAUAAUAUUAAUGAUAUUAAUGAUUAUAUUAGAAUGACAUUAAGUGAUAAUGCGGCAACUUGGUUUGCCUGUGUUGAGAAUGAUUCGGACAAUUUUCAAACAUUUGAAAAUAAAUUUUUAAAUUAUUAUUGGGGUGAAUUAGAACAAGCUAGAUUUAGGGAAGUUCUCUAUUUUGGAAAGUAUAAUCCUGAUUUAAGAUCUAAUAUGGUAGAUUAUGCAUUAAAGCUGAUAACAUAUACGAAGGAACAGAAGCUGCGAAGAUAG